Messenger RNA from Molossus molossus (Pallas's mastiff bat), 1602 nucleotides. RefSeq names its product mortality factor 4-like protein 1. Lineage: Eukaryota; Metazoa; Chordata; Mammalia; Chiroptera; Molossidae. Gene Ontology annotation, cellular component: nucleus; NuA4 histone acetyltransferase complex. Gene Ontology annotation, biological process: chromatin organization; regulation of DNA-templated transcription. The record is from RefSeq and is a predicted model, not a curated record.
AUGCUUAAAGUGACGAGACUGUGUGAAGCCCUAAGUGGGUCAGGGAAGGCAGAGAGGAUGUCAGAGGAAGAGCCAUGGUGUUGCAGUGAGCAGGGGUCAGGACGAAGAGAAAAUACCAGCAAAGCGCGGCCGUCAAAGCAGCCGGCGAGGAAGGAGUCGAGUGUCAGAAAACCAAGUGUGGACGUGUUUCCAGGGACAGGAGAUGACGGUGUGUCCAUGCCUGUGCUGGUUAAGUCAGAAGAGGACACGCCGGCCAUUGGAUUUAACAACAUGGAAGGUAUUAGAAUUCUUGAAACGAGCAGUUUCUUUGAAGUGAUAGAGGCAAAAUGUGGCUCCGAGGGAAAGCAAAGGGACACAUCAGAGACAGCAAGUGUAAAAACUCUUUCCAAAAAGUUGACUCUGAAGAAACAGACGCGCAGCAUUAGCUGGGGGCCUGAUCAGGAGAGAUGCUGCGUGGACGGGAGAAAGUCUGCAGCCUGUGCUGGGGGUACCCUCCAGGAGGGGGCAACAUCCACGCUGCAGGAGAUAAUUAUAGAUUUGCAUACAGUCAUAAGAAAUAAUGGAGAGCGCCGGGGUGGUGGGAGAAGGAGGCAGCGGCGGCGAAUCCCUACAAAUGGCCCCGAAGCAGGACCCGAACCCAAGUCCCAGGAGGGUGAGCGAGUGCUGUGCUUUCACAGGCCUCGGCUUUGUGAAGAGUGUGUAAAGGCUGCCGUUAAGGACAGACAAGUGAGAUACUUUAUACAUUCCAGGGGGUGGAGUAAAAAUUGGGAUGAGUGGGUUCCAGAAGGCAGAGUACCCCAGUAUGUGGACCCCAAUCUGCCAAAACAGCAGAACUUCCAGAGGCCACUCAGGAACAGACCAGAGGGGACGAUGACAGGGGCUGCCCCAGGGAACAAGGCCUCUGGUCUGCAGCAGGACGUUGACAUGAAAACAAGAAAGAACAAACAGGAAACACCUGGCAGUGGAGAUGGUGGCAGUAGCAGUGAGGUGCCUCAGCCUCCUCGCAAGACCAGAGCUCGAGCGGAUCCUACCGUUGAACAUGAGGAAACAUUCGUGAACAGAGCUGAAGUUAAAGUAAAGAUUCCCGAGGAACUAAAACCAUGGCUUGUUGAUGACUGGGACCUAAUUACCGGCCAGAAACGGCUCUUUUAUCUUCCUGCCAAGAAGAAUGUGGAUUCCAUUCUGGAGGAUUAUGCAAAUCACAAAAAUAAGGGGUAUGCGGUUAAUGAAGUAGUGGCAGGGAUAACGGAAUACUUCGAUGUGAUGUUGGGCACUCAGCUGCUCUACAAAUCUGAGAGACCACAGGGUGCUGAAAUCCUGGCGGGUCACCCUGAUGCGCCCACGUCCCGGGUGCAUGGAGCGCCUCACCUACUGAGAUUAUUUGUACGAAUUGGAGUGAUGCUGGCCUGCACACCUCUGGAUGAGAAGAGCCUUGCUUUGGUACUGAAUUGCCUUCACGAUUUCCUGAAAUACCUGGCAGAGAAUUCUGCGACUUUGUUUGGUGCCGGCGACCAUGAAGUGGCUCCUCCUGACUCCACCGGCAAGCUGUGGGAGGCGCUCACUUACACUGACGUUGGAUCUGUACCACAUUUCUGUUCUUAG